AUGAGGUUCGUCGACUUCGCCAUCGACCUCGCUGCAGUGCUCAAUGCCUCUCGUGGCAUCGCCGCCAAGCAUGUCGCUCUUCGAGGUCGUCAGAUCGACACUUACAGCCGGACGUCGAGCGUUGUUGCGGCGUUAAGAAAACGGAAUGCUCAGAAAAGCCCACCGACAGCAGACUAUGUACACAGUGCUACGAGGCCGAAUGAUGAUACGAUCUAUGAGCAGGCCGCACCGGCUGCACAGCAAACGGAACCUAUCGUCGAAGCAUCGGAAGACAGACAAAAUAUCCAACCAGAAUUUACAAGAACCGACAGAUUUCAUUUCGACAGUUCAAUCCUGAAUCCCAGGCCAAUCCCACAGCAACAAGUUACGUCAGAGCCAGCCAAGGAUGAUGAUUUUGAUCUACCACCCGGAGUCGAUGUUAAUAUCUUCCAUACGGCACGAGGUUCCAAGGUUUUAGAUUCCCUAAGAAAGCAGGGCAGACCUGGUACAGCGCCUUUUAGGCCUGGGGCUGGAGGUCCUGUGGAAGAGCAUCCCAUGAGAAAUUGGCCCCCUCAUCCACCUCCAGAGUUGAGCUUCGAAGCGCAACCCGAGAAGCCCCAGGAGCCGGUUACGAAGCAUGUGGAACCUACGGAGCCCGCAAAGCUCGUAGAGAAUGAGGUUCCUAUUGCGCAGGAGGAAAUUCAGGAAGAGAAAUCCAUAGAAACGCCUGCGCCUGAACCAGAAAAGGCCCCUCCGGUCGUUCCUGAAGCUGAGACGAAGAUCGACGAAGACGUCAUCCAAGCCGCAAAAGAGAUUGCUGGAGAUGCAGUAGCACCUUCAGACACUCCACAUGCUCUGAGAGAGUCCAGUGUUCCCUCAUCGCGCAUUAGCCGAAUAUGGAAUUACGGUGGUCUUGCUGCUGGUAUGCUGGGAGGUGCCAUGACUGAAGGUUUUAGCCGUGCCUUUGGCGGCGGUGGUCAGGGAUCUGUUCUCUUGAGCGAGAGGAACAUGGAGCGUCUGGUUGCGAAGCUCUCACGCAUGCGUGGCGCUGCUCUGAAACUUGGUCAGAUGAUGAGUUUCCAGGACACCAAGAUGCUGCCAGCCCCUAUCCAGCAGGUCCUUCAGCGCGUUCAGGAUCGUGCUGACUACAUGCCCGCUUGGCAGCGUGAUCGUGUGCUCGUCGCAAACCUUGGUCCUGAGUGGAGAGAGCUCUUCAGCGAGUUUGAAGAAACGCCUAUUGCUGCCGCUUCAAUUGGACAGGUGCACAAAGCAGUUUUGAAGAAUGGCAAGCGGGUGGCUGUCAAGAUUCAGUUCCCUGGCGUUGCCGACUCCAUCAAUUCGGAUCUCGAUAACCUGAGCAUUCUCCUCACAGCGACCAAGCUUCUCCCCAGGGGUUUAUAUCUUAAUAAGACGAUUGAUAACGCGCGACUGGAGCUCGGCUGGGAAUGUGACUAUGGACGCGAGCUUCAAUGCGCUCAGCGCUACAAGGAGCUUCUCGGCUCAAGCGAGAAAGACAUCUUCGUGGUACCGAACGUAUAUCCCGAGGCAUCGGGCAAGCAAGUUCUUACCAUGGAUUUUAUGGAUGGCAUCGGCGUGACGCGCAUCAAGUCAUUUACUCAGGAGCAACGUGACUGGAUCGGCACACAGCUUCUCCGACUCUGUCUCCGUGAGAUCACCGAGUUUCGUUUCAUGCAGACGGACCCUAACUGGACAAACUUCCUCUAUAACGCGGACGUCAACAAGCUCGAGCUACUCGACUUUGGAGCUUCUCGCGAGUAUCCCGACGAGUUUGUUACCCAGUACGUACAGCUUCUUGCUGCAGCCUCUCGCUCUGAUAAGGCCGCUGUCAAGGAGUUGUCUGAGAGCCUCGGCUACUUGACUGGCCAUGAAAGCCGCACCAUGGUUGAGGCACACACAAAGUCUGUUCUCACUCUCGCUGAACCCUUCCUUUCCAAUGCACCUGAUGUCUACGACUUCAAGGAUCAGACUAUUACAGAACGUGUGAAAGCACUCAUCCCUGUGAUGCUUCAAGAGCGACUUGCGCCUCCACCUGAGGAGACGUACAGUCUGCACCGCAAGCUCAGUGGUGCCUUUCUGCUGUGUGCAAAGCUGGGCAGUAAGGUCCCAUGCAAGGCGAUGUUUGAAGAGGCUCUCGCCAAAGGAGGCUACACUAGGUGA
Messenger RNA from Fusarium venenatum, 2157 nucleotides. RefSeq names its product ABC1 family-domain-containing protein. The record is from RefSeq and is a predicted model, not a curated record. Gene Ontology annotation, biological process: ubiquinone biosynthetic process. NCBI's taxonomy places the organism in Eukaryota, Fungi, Ascomycota, Sordariomycetes, Hypocreales, Nectriaceae.